UGGACGGAGCGAAACAUCAACACGGAAACCGUCCUGUAGUCCCGACUGCCACCGCUCUGCUCUGAAGAGGAAACCUGAGACCUUACUCCUCUCUUACCCCGCUCACCUGCCUUGUCCGGACUCCUGAACCUUUACGUCUGUUCCCCCAAACACUACAAUGCUGUCACCGAGGUUCCUGCUGCUGCGGUCGGCUGCGUCCUUGGCGACCAGGUCGUUCUGCACCGGCGGCGUGUUGCAGCAGGGCAGAGCGCUGGACACGGAGGAGGGAAAUCCACUUUUACACGUUUCAAACGUGCGAAACAGGCUGAGAGAGAUCGUGGGAGCUUCCACUAACUGGAGCGACCACCAGCAGGCUUUGGCUGAACGCGUGUCGCUGUCGUCCAUGUUGGCCAAGUCUCAAAACGACCUUCCGGCCAAGAGGAUGAAGGACAGCUACAUCGAGGUCCACCUGCCUCUGGGCUCCGAGCCGCAGCUCCGAGAGAAAUACCUGACCUUCCACAACACCGUCAGGUUUGGUAGAAUCCUGGAGGACUUGGAUAGUUUAGCAGUCCUCAUCUCUUACUCUCAUACGUAUAAUCCGGCACUGAAGAGGUCUCCUCUGUCUAUUGUCACCGCCCUGGUGGACAAGAUCGACAUGAGGCAGCACACCAUCUAUCCUGACUGCGACAUCAAGUUCACCGGUCAGGUGACGUGGGUGGGGAAGACCUCUAUUGAAGCCAAGAUGCACAUGUCACAGUAUCAUAAUGGAGUUUAUGCUCCGGUUCUGGAUGCUACGUUCGUCAUGGUGGCCCGAGACCCAGAGAACAAGAGGGCAGCGUUUGUGAAUCCGCUGAAGCCAGAAGGGCCGGAGGAGGAAAAACUUUUCCAGGAAGGAGAAGCUAAUAAAUCUCGCCGUGUGGAGCUGAGCACCGCGUCGCUGCUGAAGGUCGCUCCCACAGACGAGGAGAGGAAGAUCGUUCACAGUCUCUUCCUCAACACGCUGGACACAAAGACAGUCAGUUUCCGCAGCAGAGUUUUGCCUCCGAACUCAGUGUGGAUGGAAGAUGCCAAAGUGAAAGGACUGGAGAUCUGCCACCCGCAGGAAAGAAAUAUCUUCAACAGGAUAUUUGGAGGUUUUCUGAUGAGGAAAGCCUACGAGUUGGGCUGGGCCAACGCCUGCUCCUACGGAGGAUGUCGACCGAGUCUGGUGGCUGUUGAUGAUAUCCUCUUCCAGAAACCCGUGGACAUCGGAUCCUUGCUGAUGCUUUCAUCACAGGUGUGUUACACACAGGGGAAGUACAUCCAGGUCAGAGUUCACAGCGAGGUGUUCGACCCUCUGACCAGCCAGCACAACACCACCAACGUCUUCCACUUCACCUUCACUUCAGACCGCGACGUCCCCAACAUCAUCCCAAAGACAUACGGAGAGUCGAUGUUGUACCUGGACGGGAAAAGACACUUUAACCAAACGGUGGAGAACUGAGAGCAACACGUGUACUGCCUGCCAAAACAUGUCGGUGUCAACCAAUCUGACCAAUCAGGUCUUCGUGUGUGUGUGUGUGUGUGUGUGUGUGUCAGAGGCUGGUUGAUUAAAAAUGAAUGCAGUUAAUAAAGUCUACAACCUUUUUUAUAUCACUCUGUCAACUUUACACAACCGCAUGGUGGUUAUGUUUGUCUCUGUUACUGUAUUUGUUCUGGUGGUUUACAUUUCGGUGUGUUUGGACCACUUUAGCACAACUCAAAGACAGCUAUAUUUUAUUUACUCUCUUUUUUUUAAUUGUUGUAACCAGAGUUACAGCUGUGAACUGUGUAUCAGCGUUUACAGCUUCUCAACAAGAACUAAGCAGACGUUCAGUUUCUCUGCUUUGUAGUAACCUCAUCUGUAUGCACGGCUUUACAGUAUCUUACAUUUUUAUAUUCCACUGUCGCUUAUACGCACAAAUCUUAUGUUAUGUUACUUUUUUAUGUUGGAUAUGAGGCUUUAUUCUGAAUGUUUCAGGCUGCUGUGUGAGGGAGGAGGGUGUCAUGUCAUUUUUCUGGCCUUAAGUUGUGUAUUUACUCAAAUGCAAUAAAUAAAAUAUUAUUUAUCUUGA
Thunnus maccoyii (southern bluefin tuna) is the source of this 2072-nucleotide messenger RNA. Its product is annotated as acyl-coenzyme A thioesterase 9, mitochondrial-like. The record is from RefSeq and is a predicted model, not a curated record. Bases 158 to 1462 code for a protein of 434 amino acids. Gene Ontology annotation, biological process: acyl-CoA metabolic process. Gene Ontology annotation, molecular function: fatty acyl-CoA hydrolase activity. NCBI's taxonomy places the organism in Eukaryota, Metazoa, Chordata, Actinopteri, Scombriformes, Scombridae. The transcript has 16 exons. Gene Ontology annotation, cellular component: mitochondrion.